AUGCUGCUCAGUGAGCAUAUGGUGUCGACACCACAGAGGCAGACGGCCAUGGACCGCUUGUUGAAUUCGUUGGAAGACCACAGUGCCAACCUCGAACAACAGGCUGCAGAUGAUAAGGAAGGUGCAGCCCCGGUCCCGAAGGUCGCCAGGCUGCUUCGCGACGGUCAAGGGAAGUUCAUGUACAUCGGAGACUCUGCGAGUUUAUCCUUCCUACAGAGUGUGCGCCGCAUUGUCUCUUCCUCAAUUGGCAAUUGCGAGUUUACGGAGGAUACGUCGCGCCAUUCAAUGCUCGAAGCUUUCCAGAGUAGCUUCACUACCCAGACUGGGCCGUUAGUUCCGCCUCCCAGUAAUGAAGAGGCCCAGCGCCUGGCCCGUCAGUAUGUUCUGGCUACAAGUCCCCUGCUGGAUCUGUUUGACCUGAAUGAAUUCCAUCCGCGGCUUGCCAACUGGGUCGAAAACCCCACGGGAGACGAGGACACCGUGAGCUCCAUCUUCUACCUCGUUCUUGCGAUCGGCGCACAAGUAUCGGACACCAACCAGACUUUGGCCGAGCAAUAUUUUGUCAGCGGCCGCCAGCUGGCGUUCUCGGCUUUUACCGAAACCCCCAGCAGCUAUACCAUUCAAUCAUAUGUAUUGAUCUCGAUGUACAUGUUAGGUGCUUGUCGGCGCAACGGAGCCUUUAUGAAUCUUGGAAUUGCAUUAAGGGCCGCCUAUGCUGUUGGGGUUCAUAGAAGAGACGCAAAUGCGCUGUUCUGCACGCGAGAGCGACGGGUUAGGGAACGCGUUUGGAAAAGUCUACGCAUGAUGGACCUCUUCCUAAGUGCCUCCUUGGGUCGCCCUCCUGCCACAUCCGACUUUGACUACGAGUCCCGCGAGGACAAUUUGCCCAUAGGCGAGCAACAGCGUCUCCAGCCUGGGGAGCAACUCUCCUUGACGGUGGUUUCGCUAAGUCGUAUUUUCGAGCGAAUCUUGACCGAGGUUUACAUGAAACAAGUCGUUUCCCUCAAUGUGGCCGACACGAUAUCAAAUCAGCAUCGCGCUUGGGUCCGAAACCUCCCUGCUUUCCUGCAGAUGCAAACGGAGCGACUCGAAACCGACUCCCUCGAGACCACACUGGCCGCGGCCCAUGUCUUCGGCUCCUACUACUGGUCCAUCAUUCUUCUGACUCGGCCGUUCCUUAUUUUCCGGGUAUCGCAGUAUGUGAGAAAUAAGAGCGACUCGGGCAACUUCACCGAAAUCAGAACAAGCAGCUCCCGCAUUGCUCUUUUUGCUGAUGCAUGUGUCUACUCGGCGUUGCGAGGGCUGAACAUUGUUGACGGACUCUCCCGAUACACAUCACUGCCGCGACGACUGCCCUUUCUGAUCAAUUCGGUGUUCAACUCCGCCAUCGUUCUGGGCGCAGCCUUCUUCGCCGACUACGACAACUUGCUUCCUCUUGAAGAAGGCAUGGGCAAGGCGGAACAUUUUCUCGGUCUUUUUGUCCCCCAUGAUCCGCACGCGUGUCGCUUCUACCAGAUCAUAAAAUACCUCCGUGCUGCGGUGGCCGAAUAUGUGCGACGACGCAAUCGCCAAUGGAUGGAGCGCCGCAGCAGACAAGUCGACCAACUCUUCGGCCAAGUCGGGCCAGCACAUGAGACUGGUCCCGUAAAUAAUAGCGACGAUGAUGACGACAACAACGACAACGUUCCAAUCACCCGCCCAAACGAACCUACUGUCCCCUCUCCUUUAUCACCCGAUAAAUUCACCGGCUCUCUCCCAUCCCAACCACCCGACCCGACGGCUGCCGCGACUGCACACCCCGACAACGACAUCUGGGACGCUCUCUGCGGCGGAACCGAAGGCGCCGCUGCCGCUGCUGCCGCCGCCUCCCUUCCCUACGACACGGCCAUCUCAACCCUCACGACCACUGGCAUCCCAAUCGGUUGUUCGCCAGGCGGCACCAUCCCCUCCGGCUCGCACAUGACCGAUCGAUCCGGCCUGGCGGAUGCUCGCGGCCAGACCCCGUUGUCGGACGUCAUGCUCCCGGAUAACGGUCUCCUCUAUAUGGCCGAGGACCUCCCUGUGUUUGGCAUAUGGGAGGAUACUUGA
Messenger RNA from Aspergillus melleus, 2088 nucleotides. Its product is annotated as putative C6 transcription factor. The coding region runs from base 1 to 2088 and encodes 695 amino acids. Gene Ontology annotation, biological process: DNA-templated transcription; positive regulation of transcription from RNA polymerase II promoter by galactose. NCBI's taxonomy places the organism in Eukaryota, Fungi, Ascomycota, Eurotiomycetes, Eurotiales, Aspergillaceae. The record is from RefSeq and is a predicted model, not a curated record. Gene Ontology annotation, cellular component: nucleus. Gene Ontology annotation, molecular function: DNA-binding transcription factor activity, RNA polymerase II-specific; RNA polymerase II cis-regulatory region sequence-specific DNA binding; zinc ion binding. The transcript has a single exon.